Cotesia congregata is the source of this 909-nucleotide messenger RNA. Lineage: Eukaryota; Metazoa; Arthropoda; Insecta; Hymenoptera; Braconidae. The record is from the annotation of a GenBank genome assembly.
AUCAAUAGAUUUUUAAUUAAUUUAAUUAUUCUUGCAGCCAAUUAUGGGAAUCACCAUAUACCUGAACACCUGCAAAGCGGUGGCGGUGCUAGCGAACUCGGUAACAAUGAGAAUGACCUGCGGGUAAGCAACACCGCACCAACAGAUAGUUACAUGACACCUGCCCACUACUCCGGGUACGAUGAUCCUUCAGAGUACCACAAUUUACCCACGGAGCAUGGAAAUCCUCACACUUAUAAUCUUGACAACCCCUCGGAAUUUUAUGGUGCUGGUGGGAUUCAGCUAGAGCCUAAAUACCAACCACCUCCAUUUAAAAAUUAUCCAAGAGGACGGUAUCAUGAAGGAUACAACGAAAAUUAUGGUCAAUAUGACACAACGCCUUUCCAAACCGUACCAGGAAGUGGGAACGCAAAUUCUAGCAGUGGAAGUACUGUUGGCAAUGACCAAUGGUCAGUUGGUCCUCUUGGAGAGCAUCUUUCUCAUCACCCAGCAUUCCUAUCAGGAAUUGGUCCCCGUGACUCUUCAAACCCUCAUCAUCCAGCUAGUAUUGGAAGUAAUUCUGACCAGAAGCCAUUGUUACAAAGUGCAAUGUUAGCCGGAUACACUGGUGGAGGACCUUGCUUCACCGGAUCAGGUCCAAUUCAACUAUGGCAAUUUUUAUUAGAGUUAUUAACUGAUAAAUCGUGCCAAGGUUUCAUAUCAUGGACUGGAGAUGGCUGGGAGUUCAAACUUACCGACCCUGACGAGGUAGCUCGUCGCUGGGGUAUUCGUAAGAACAAGCCCAAGAUGAACUACGAGAAACUUAGUCGUGGUCUUCGGUACUAUUAUGAUAAGAAUAUUAUUCAUAAAACUGCUGGCAAGCGAUAUGUUUAUCGUUUUGUAUGUGAUUUACAAAGUCUUUUAGGGUGA